Rhineura floridana is the source of this 1517-nucleotide messenger RNA. It is a transcript of the gene STYX, whose product is annotated as serine/threonine/tyrosine interacting protein. Gene Ontology annotation, biological process: protein dephosphorylation; negative regulation of SCF-dependent proteasomal ubiquitin-dependent catabolic process; negative regulation of protein binding. The record is from RefSeq and is a predicted model, not a curated record. NCBI's taxonomy places the organism in Eukaryota, Metazoa, Chordata, Lepidosauria, Squamata, Rhineuridae. Gene Ontology annotation, cellular component: nucleoplasm; cytoplasm. Gene Ontology annotation, molecular function: protein tyrosine/serine/threonine phosphatase activity; F-box domain binding. The coding region runs from base 447 to 1106 and encodes 219 amino acids. The transcript has 11 exons.
ACGACCUCUUCUCGGUGCCACGCCCAUUUCUCUUCCCGGCAAGCCGGCGGCAGUUGGUGAGCGAAAGGGCGAGGCGGCGCGCGAGAGCGCGCAUGCGCACGCCCACACAGGAGCAGAAGCGGCGCCCGUGAGGGGGAAAAGGAGCCGAGGAGAAAGAGGAGUGACCGAGCGCCUGGGGGGAGGGGCAGCCAGCCAGCCAAGGCAGCGGCAUGGCGGCUGGGCGCGAGCCGCCGCUGCUGCCGCCGCCGCUUUCUCCGUCUUCUCCUCCUCUACCUCGGUUCCCCGCUGUCGCCGCCGCCCUGGCCGCCGCGGCUCAGGCGCCGAGGCCCGCCGCCACUGCCCGCCACCUCCUCCUGCUGCCCCACUGACCGCCUGAGAGGAAGAAAGCGACGGACGGACACGCGGAGAGACACAGAGAGACAGACUGAGCCUCGCCCGGCCCGGCCAUGGAGCUCGCCAAGCCGGGCUUCCCUGCGCUGCCGCAGCCCAAAGAGGACGCCGAGGAUUGGACAUACCCAAUGAGAAGAGAGAUGCAGGAAAUUUUGCCUGGGUUGUUCUUGGGUCCAUAUUCUUCAGCUAUGAAAAGCAAGCUACCUAUACUUCAGAAACAUGGAAUCACCCAUGUAAUAUGCAUACGGCAAAAUAUUGAAGCAAACUUUAUUAAACCAAACUUCCAGCAAUUAUUUAGGUAUUUAGUCUUGGAUAUUGCAGAUAACCCCGUUGAAAAUAUAAUAAGGUUUUUCCCGAUGACUAAGGAGUUUAUUGAUGGGAGUUUACAUACUGGAGGAAAAGUUCUUGUCCAUGGGAACGCAGGGAUUUCUAGAAGUGCUGCCUUAGUUAUUGCUUAUAUUAUGGAAACGUUUGGAGUGAAGUACAGGGACGCAUUUACAUAUGUGCAAGAAAGAAGGUUUUGUAUUAAUCCCAAUGCUGGAUUUGUUCAUCAACUUCAGGAGUACGAAGCCAUCUAUCUAGCAAAAUUAACUAUCCAGAUGAUGUCACCACGGCAGCUAGAGCGAUCACUGUCAGUUACUACAGGAAGUCUGAAACGAACUCAUGAAGAAGAUGAAGAAAUCAGCAAUAUGCAACCCGCAGCUCAGAAUGGUUGACACCAAGGGCACUGUGGACUUGCUGGCUGAGAAUUUCUAUUCAUGGCAGCUGCUAAUGUCAGCAAGAUAAAACAACCAGAUUUUUUUUAAAAUGGGAGAUGAAUCCAACUUCCUUAUGCAAACCUGACAACAUUUUUAAGGUAUUGGAUUCCUUGACUAACUAGAUGGCACUGAUUGUUUUACUCUUUUUUUUUUACACUUUAUAGUUUUACUCUAAACCAAGACUUUGGACUUGCAAAGAGGUAUUAUUGCAAUAAUGCACUUUUCAUACUUGAAAUUUCUUUAUUUGUAUUGAUAAAGUUAUUACUUAAGCAAAAUGCAAGUGGGGGAUGAUUUGUUUAUAAAGUUAUUUGUGUAAUUUAUAACAAGAGUCUUUAGUAAAAAAGGGGGAAAAACAAUUUCCUAAAUUCA